Messenger RNA from Trichoderma harzianum CBS 226.95, 1160 nucleotides. RefSeq lists its product as hypothetical. The transcript has a single exon. NCBI's taxonomy places the organism in Eukaryota, Fungi, Ascomycota, Sordariomycetes, Hypocreales, Hypocreaceae. Gene Ontology annotation, biological process: ubiquinone biosynthetic process; cellular respiration. Gene Ontology annotation, cellular component: mitochondrion. Gene Ontology annotation, molecular function: ubiquinone binding. The record is from RefSeq and is a predicted model, not a curated record. The coding region runs from base 214 to 867 and encodes 217 amino acids.
CUUUCGUCUCCGUUUUAUAUCUCUCUGUCUCUCUUUCUUUUGCCUGCAUAACGUCGUCAAUUGGUAUCAAUCGCCAUGUAAUUGGCCUUUAUCUAAUCCUAAUUCCAACCGUUUCUACAAACCAAUCCUCAAAAGGCGCAAACCACCCUCGGUCUCGGUCUCAGUCUCAGUCGCAAUCGCAAUCGCAAUCGCACCACGAACCGCACACAAGCCAUGGCCGCCCGAACAGCAUCUCAACGACUUCUCCUUCCUAGGCCAUCUAUCCCUCUCCUUCGCCCCUCAAGGAUAUCUUCCAGCUCUCAAUUCUUCUCUUCUCCCUCCCGCCGCGCCUUCAUCUCCCUCCCCGGAACAUCCCCCCAAACCCUCCUCGCCACCCGAACUCUCCCCUACCGUCACGAGCCUCUCUACGAGCUCAUCGCAGACGUCGACUCCUACUCCGCCUUUGUCCCCUACUGCUCGCACUCCCAAGUCACAAAGUGGUCCUCGCCAGACGAUUCCGGCCGCCGCUGGCCCGCCCUCGCCGACUUGCACGUGGGCUGGGGCGGCUUCGAUGAGGUCUUCACAAGCCGCUUGCUCUGUGUUCCCGGCGUCUCGGUCGAGGCGCGCAGCGGCGGCUCUGCUGGAGGUGGCCUUGCGCAGGAUGCCUCUUCCGUAUUCAAGACUCUCGAGACCCUCUGGUACUUGACACCAGUCGCUCGCCAGUCUGCGGCGCCUUCGACCGAGGUUCGGCUCACCAUCAAGUUUGAAUUCGUCAACCCGCUCUAUGCUGCUGUUAGCGCUGCUGUCUCCGACAAGAUCGCUGCGCUAAUGAUUGACGCCUUUGAGAAGCGGGUGCACCACAAGUUGGGGGCUCAACAGCGCCUGUAGCAUAACUCUGGCUGGAGAGCUGUAGAGGCCUAUCCAUGAAUGACGAUAAAAGAUAAAAAUGAGGGAAGAUAAGAGUUCACUGGGAAACAGAAACAAGAGUAGACGUUAGACGGUUAUUUUGAUAGAUAGAUCUCCUAGACUUGCGACAACUAAUCAUCCCUGCUUGCGUAGCUCAGCAGCUUUCCGUUGCGGGCACAAAGACAAAAUUCACAAAACGCACAAAUACAUCAUAACUUCAUCAGACGUAGCCAUCCACCUUGUCUAACCCCCACCAAUUGCUCCCUAAUAUCCAA